Messenger RNA from Mucor velutinosus, 201 nucleotides. RefSeq names its product Maturation and nuclear export of 40S ribosomal subunits interacting protein (gene NOC4). The transcript has 2 exons. Bases 1 to 201 code for a protein of 66 amino acids. The record is from RefSeq and is a predicted model, not a curated record. NCBI's taxonomy places the organism in Eukaryota, Fungi, Mucoromycota, Mucoromycetes, Mucorales, Mucoraceae.
AUGUCUAAUAAAUUUGUUAAUUACGUCCUUUUUCCAGUUACAACGGUAGCGUUGUUAGGAACCAUCAUCCGCAACCAAGCACGACCAUCAAAAGCACACACUCAAUUCAUCAAAGAUAACUCACAAAGCAUGCAUCAGUGGAAAAAGGCCAAUGAUGGCUUGGGUGUGAAUGAUGUGGGCAGAAGUUGUGGUGGUGUAUAA